GUAGGCGGUCCAACCCUCUCCCCUUGGCCCUUAUUUCUGCAAAGAACGGACACAACCGCUGUAUUUCUGUCCCGUUCUCUGUACAAGACCCAACCUAUCCUCUCUCUUGCGCGCGCUCUCUGUUUUUUCAUCGUCGGCUGUUCUUCCAUAGGCGCCGACCUUUUUUCAGUAUUUCUUUGAUCAAGGCACUUUUUAAAGUGGGCAACUGGAGAGCGGAUCUGAACUGAGGUCCUGAUUUCUCUUAAGGGUUUAUUAGCAUGAUCUGCUGCUACAUUGAAGAACUAUAAUCCAGUAUUCAUGUAGGCAGAACAAAGUAUAUGGCACUAACUGCAGAAUUGGGGAGGUUUCUCAGUCUUUCUAGAACCCGUCAUUGAGCCACCGAGCAGUUGAUGCGAUUCAUCUAUCUUAGUUAUGGCAUCAGUCAACUUGACUUCGUGUUUACAGUUGCUACUAAUACAGCUCUGUUCACUGUCUCUGUUAAGGUUGUCGUUUUCUGGCAGAUUCCAGUUUCGGCACAUAAUUUGUUUGUAGCUUUUUGGUGCUUGUUAAUGGGGCAUAGACAUUUAUUCAGCACAUCCCAAUCAUUAGAGAACGAGCAUGAUCAGAACUGGAACCAUAUACAUGCCGAGCAACAUUUUGUGAAUCUUGCUGGGGCCGGUACAUCAGACAAUGGUUCGUUCUUUUAUCCUGUGGAAAAUAUGUCUCUAGAUGGAACACAUUUUGCUUCUCACUGGAGCCCUGCACCACGGUCAACUGCAAAUCCUUCCUCGAGUCACAAUGCAGAAGUACUACCUUAUCAGCCAGAUGCAUCUGGCCCAUCUCAUGAUCCUUUUGUGCAUCUGCCAACUGCUGGAACAUUUUCUACAGUUCCAGAUUCUUAUGCGCAACAUGCAUCUUCUUCUAAUUAUGAGUGGCCGACAUUCCAUGGUGUUGAGGGCAGUUUUGUUGAUCUUACAGUGCCAAGUGGAAGGGGGCCUCAAAAGCGAAAAAGUCCUGGAAUUCCUUCAGUCUGUGAGAGAGGCAGUACAAGCAGAUACUACAAUGCUGGAAGUUCUCCUGAUCUUCCAUCAUCUUCAGAACUGAGGCUGGAGAAAUCAAGUAUUGAUUCUCAGUGCAUGCCUUGGGAUCACAUUACCAUGAAUCCCAUUUAUAGAGGCAGUGGCCUUUCAAUUAGGGGUGAGGGCUCUUUGAGGAAUGUCAGAAGCCGGUCUGCACUUGAUUUGGAAUCAAACCUCGCUAGGACCCAUCUGUCGACCAACCCUUCCUAUUCUGUAAGCCACCCCAUUGACCAUUCCAGCCCUGUGGAUGUUUUGGUUCAGGCUUCUAGUGCUUUGACACGGGAUCGGAGUCUAAUUAACAUGUCUCCUGCAACUGGAAGGGUUAUAGUUUCAGAUACGAGCAGCUUCAACCAUGAGACGGAUCAAUUCCAUGUAGGAAGCAGUUCUAGCAACCCUUCUGCUGAGAUUGGGGGAUAUCAUCAUAAUUUUAUUACGAGCAGAAAUCCAGUUGCUCCUCAAAAUUUUCAUGCUAGUUCAACCCAGUCUGUGAGGGGUGUUCGUAGUAGUAGCUUUAGUCAAAGAUCUAGCCCAGCUUUCAGGGCUUCUUCAAGCAGCUUACGCCUGGGGCAUGCGGCACCUUCUGAUGGAGGACUACAGUUGGUGGCCGAAAGUUACUCCCCAAGACAUCCAAGGCCAUUGUCCACCAUAGGGUGGCGUAAUGGUGACCGCAAUGGGAGGUCGAGGAUAUCUACUGGAAGAUAUAGGUCACUGCCUAAUGAAGCAGGUGUCCAUGAUCGGUUUUCAUCUGAGGGUUUUAUGAUUGUCGAUCGCUCAGCUUGGUAUGGGCCCAGAAAUAUGUUUGAUCAGCAUAGAGACAUGAUGCUAGACAUAGACAACAUGAGCUACGAGGACCUUCUUGCACUGGGGGAAAGGAUUGGGAAUGUGAGCACGGGUCUGUCUGAAGACUUAAUAUCAAAAUGUUUGAUAGAAACAAUUUAUUGUUCAUCGGAUCAGACCCAAGAGGAAGAAACUUGUGUGAUCUGCCUGGAAGAGUACAGGGAUAGAGAUGGUGUUGGGACUCUGAAAGCUUGCGGCCAUGACUACCAUGUUAGCUGCAUCAAGAAAUGGUUGUCUAUGAAAAAUCUAUGCCCAGUAUGCAAAGGUUCUGCUCUGGCUGAUAAUAUGAAGGACAAAUAACUGAGUAAUGUCUCAUGUUGUUGUUUACCAUAUUCUCAUUCUUGUAUAUAAAUAUAUAUAUUUAUAUAUAUACGACGAUAAUCCCUCAAAAAGGGUAGACAUUUGCUUUACCAGCCGAUGCCAAUUCAUUGUUGGUCUUCCAUCUUGAUUAUGAGAAGCCUUUAAAUGUUAUUUUGGUUUUUGGACUUUCAUUCAAUGAAAAGUUUCAGUCCUCUUCAUCUCC
Messenger RNA from Carya illinoinensis, 2418 nucleotides. Its product is annotated as probable E3 ubiquitin-protein ligase HIP1. The record is from RefSeq and is a predicted model, not a curated record. Lineage: Eukaryota; Viridiplantae; Streptophyta; Magnoliopsida; Fagales; Juglandaceae. Gene Ontology annotation, molecular function: ubiquitin protein ligase activity. Bases 390 to 2195 code for a protein of 601 amino acids. The transcript is spliced from 9 exons.